This is a messenger RNA of Trichoderma harzianum CBS 226.95, 1352 nucleotides long. RefSeq lists its product as hypothetical. Bases 353 to 1060 code for a protein of 235 amino acids. The transcript has a single exon. Lineage: Eukaryota; Fungi; Ascomycota; Sordariomycetes; Hypocreales; Hypocreaceae. The record is from RefSeq and is a predicted model, not a curated record.
GUCUGUCGCACACGAAGUUGGUUGCGCGUGCUAGCAGGCAAUAUUAAUACUAGUCUUGCAGUCCACGCCUAGCCUGUUUGUGUAGUGUCGGCUGCGCCUCGUGCUUCUAGAAAGUCGAGCCUCGUGCGGUCGCAACACUCACGUUUUUCUCGUCGCUCGGCUUGAGAUUUCGGCGAUGCAGGCAGCCGUCGAGGAAACGUGCAGCCGCGGGUCGUGUUGCUUGUCCAAGUCGCAAUCUAGUCGAAACCAGUGCAAUGCGAUGUGAGGCGAUGAGAUGUCAAUCCAAGUCAAGUUAAGUCCAGUCAGUCACUUAGCCUGGGUAUGGUAGACAGAACGGUGGCGCAAUCGCGGGAUGAAUCAAUCAAUGGAUUGGAAUCUACAGGCGCUCAAAGCAAAAAAAGAUUUCAAUGAUAUCAAGGGGACGGACAAAAUUGGUUGGAUGGCGCCGGGUGAAGCGGCUGGAGCAGAUGCGGACUGGAUGGGGGAAAAGAAUUCCUUUACUGGACAAAACGCCUUUUACCAAGUUGUGGGUGGGAGGGAGAGAAAAGAGAAGGGACCAAUGCCAUGCAUGCAUGUACUGUACACUCGUGGACGUCUGGUUGCACGAGCAAGGUACACGCAGGUACACGCACGCCCAUGUACCACCCGACAGUACCAAUGGGAGACCCUCGCUUCACUCCCAGGUGCCUUGUGCAACCCCCAAGCAGGUACCCAACAGCGCCUGGUGAGACAGCCCGGGCAAAAAAGAAGAAAAAUAUGGACAGAAACUGGGAGCCGCCGCCACGGCCAUUACGAGCAAUCGAGGGCCUCGUACAGGUACUUGUCGUCGUCUGCAGUAAGCCUGGCCUGGGAGCAAACCUGUGGCCUGUCGGGGCUCCAGGUGGGCUACAGGGGGCCGCAGAGGGGGCGCUGGUGGGCUACAGUGGGGGCGGCCAGCGCCCAAGCGCUAUCCAUAGGCCCGCGAGCCCUGGAGCAGAGCGCCCAGAGGUGCCAAUGGGGCGCUGCGCAACGGCCAAGGGAGGGGCAUGGCAGCAAGGGUUCCAUGCUGCCUUUCCAUUGACGAGAAUUGGAUCCAACAACCGUGCUGCAUCUUGCUUUUUUCUCGCUUGCGUAUUCACUCAUCAGCAUGACGUCUGGUUGAGUUACAAUCUUCACGGCCAUGUUCCCGACCAGCUGGUAACAGUAUAAUAAGGUACAUGCAUAUGACAAGCGCCCGUACCCACAGAACUGCACGUACUGGUACCAAAGAUUUAGAAGUAUCUCCACGUAUUAGACACAAUAAGACAACGUGGAAUCUUCAAUGACAUGUAAUACUAGGACCUUAGGUAUUAAUAGAAGCACAGUUCAUGUAC